Molecule: messenger RNA, 435 nt
Organism: Phytophthora infestans T30-4
Lineage: Eukaryota; Oomycota; Peronosporomycetes; Peronosporales; Peronosporaceae
Product: D-isomer specific 2-hydroxyacid dehydrogenase, putative
Exons: 4
Coding region: 1-435 (144 amino acids)
Molecular function (GO): NAD binding
Source: RefSeq, a predicted model, not a curated record
AUGGGGCAAUAUGUCCUUGGUUACGUCACAUUGGUGUACUGGCCUUGGAGACAUCAGAAAGGGUGUCGGCAAGAAGCGGGCUGCAACGUACUCAGCUUUAAACGUCGUGUUGAUCCGGACCAGGAAUUGGAGUUGGCCUCCUGUGUAGAUGGAGUCACCUCUGAUCUGAGCGAAGUGUUGUCUCAAAGCGACUAUUUGGCGAACGUGCUGCCCAGACGCAGACCGGUGUUCAUAAACGUCGAACGCGGUGAUGUGGUAGCUGAAGAGACAAUUAUCAGCGCCCUAGACAAUGGUAUAUGGUCUCGUGCUGUGCCGGGUGUGUAUGAGAAGGAGCCACUGCCACCUCAAAGUGGACUCAUUUUCGUGGCCAAUUUCAAUUGUUAUCUACGUGGUGGGACCAUGACCUACAAGUUGGAUUGGGCUACAGGGUACUAG